AUUUUGGCGCAUGCGCGUGGGACGGAGAGAGAAGGGAGAUGGCGGCGCCGGGUCUCCCGACGCCGCUGCACGGACAUGUGGGCCGGGGCGCCUUCAGCAAUGUGUACGAGCCGGCGGAGGAUACGUUCCUGCUGCUGGACGCGCUCGAGGCGGCAGCGGCCGAGCUCAUGGGAGUGGAAAUAUGCCUUGAAGUAGGGUCAGGGUCUGGAGUGGUAUCUGCAUUCCUAGCCUCUCUGAUAGGUCCUCAGGCCUUGUACAUGUGCACUGAUAUCAACCCUGAGGCAGCAGCUUGUACUCUGGAGACAGCACACUGUAACAAAGUCCACAUUCAGCCAGUGAUUACAGACUUGGUCAAAGGCUUGCUACCAAGAUUGAAGGAAAAAGUUGAUCUUCUGGUGUUUAAUCCUCCCUAUGUAGUGACUCCACCUGAAGAGGUGGGAAGUCACGGAGUAGAGGCUGCUUGGGCCGGUGGCAGAAAUGGUCGAGAAGUCAUGGACAGGUUCUUCCCACUGGCUGCAGAUCUUCUGUCACCAAGAGGAUUAUUCUAUUUAGUUACCAUUAAAGAAAAUAAUCCAGAAGAAAUUUUGAAAACAAUGACAACAAAGGGUCUACAAGGGACUGUGGCACUUUCCAGGCAAGCAGGCCGAGAAGCCCUCUCAGUCCUGAAGUUCACCAAGUGCCGUGUAUUGUGCUGAAUGUGCGUAUAUUGAUAAUAUAGAUGAUGUUGAAUGUAUGUAUGAAUAUAUGGAGAGAGAGAAGCGGAAUAUAUUCAGCAUGUUGUGAAACUGAAGUCAUUUCUUGGUUAACAAGCAUAGCAUUGUCAGGUUAUAUAGAAGAAGGUAGAAGGAUAUAGCAUUCCCUUUUACCCAGGUAUCAAGUCUAUGGAAAUUUUUGCAUAAGUGCAAGUAAAUGCGUAUCCGAGAUAUA
This is a messenger RNA of Felis catus (domestic cat), 927 nucleotides long. It is a transcript of the gene HEMK2, whose product is annotated as N-6 adenine-specific DNA methyltransferase 1. Gene Ontology annotation, cellular component: eRF1 methyltransferase complex. Lineage: Eukaryota; Metazoa; Chordata; Mammalia; Carnivora; Felidae. Gene Ontology annotation, biological process: methylation. The coding region runs from base 39 to 695 and encodes 218 amino acids. Gene Ontology annotation, molecular function: protein methyltransferase activity; nucleic acid binding; S-adenosylmethionine-dependent methyltransferase activity. The record is from RefSeq and is a predicted model, not a curated record. The transcript has 6 exons.